Molecule: messenger RNA, 513 nt
Organism: Racocetra fulgida
Lineage: Eukaryota; Fungi; Glomeromycota; Glomeromycetes; Diversisporales; Gigasporaceae
Source: the annotation of a GenBank genome assembly
AAAUACUAGCACCAGGCUUGCCGAUUGUUCUUUUGCUCUUCGUGGCGAUAAAAAGUCUGACAGUUUAUGGGUUCUGUCUAUUACCAACCCAAAUCAUAAUCACGAACUAUCCAAGAGUUCUUUGGCCCAUCCAUCUCUUAGAAGACUAGAUAAGCAAGCUUUAGAGGAGUUAAAUACUAUGUCAAAGGCUGGCAUUCGUCCUCAACAAAUUUUUCUUUGUGAUAUUCACCAUCAAUGGUGGAUUGAAAAGGAACAAAGUUUGAUGGUGGAGAAUUAUCCAUUUGAUCAAGUGCUUAAUGAAUUACGUCAAAAAUAUAAUUCCUUGCUAGCACCGCAACAAGAAAUAGUUCAAGCUAAACUCUUGAAAAUGAUUCAAGAACCUCCACCACUUCUGUUAGAGCCAACCAUUGCACGUACUAGAGGACGACCAACCGGAUCACAAAAUAAUACCUCAUUAUCUACUCGAAGAAUUUCUUCGGCUUUUGAGAAAGAAUUGAAAACAACAGCUAGAAG